GCGUUUCUUGGACGUGGCGGAAUCAGCAAUUUUUCAACGUAACUCUGGCAAUGAAAUCAAGAGAAGAUUGUGCCCCAAAGAAAACCGACGUCGUUCAACAUUUCCACAAAUUAAGCACGGCUAAACGGGAGCUGACGCAGCUGCAGGCGUACACUGAGUACGAGGUGUGCGUGUACGCAUACAACGACGGAGGAGAAAAUAUGAAGUGCGAAGUGUUCCAGACCCUGCCGGAGGAAGCUCCUGGGCCUGUGGAGGAGUUGGCCUCUUCCGCGACGUCCACUUCCAUCAGCCUGCGGUGGAGGAAACCUUGUCCUCCCAUGGCCGCCAUCAGGGGAUACCGCGUCAAGGUGGCUACAGUCACUCACUACGUCCAAGCGUCGGAGUGCAGCGACAGCGCAUCCCAUUUCUGCCACACCAUCAAGGAACUACAACCUGAACGCACCUACAACAUUGAGGUGCAGAGCUGCACCGCCGACGCCAACCACGCAUGUUCGGCUGCUAAGACGACAUCCGUCACGACAGGUCCAGCAGGAAAUGGAUCUUAAUCUUCUAGCGGUUAUUUCUGAGCCACCUCAUCGGAUGAAGCUCCUUCCCGUGUUGUCCCUGUUGGAGGUAUACUGCUGCCCGAGCACCUGAUGCUGAUAACUAUACCUCAUGCCUUCUCUUCUGGUGCUCUUUGGCUGUCAGGAGCCCAUACUUCUACUGGUACACCAGCUCAUCAUCGUGAAAAAGCAGAAAGCCCCUGCAAAACUGGUGCUUUGGAAUGUACGAGUAUAUCUGCAGUUGCUUUUAUAAAUCAACGAGUAGGCUUUACAUUCGUUGCUGAUGCACGAAUCAGAGUUCAUAAUCUAGAAUAUUUUUUAGUUAAGUCACUCUCGUUUGAAGUUUUCUACAUACAAGCAUUGAAAACACAUAUUAGAACGCAAACUACAAUUUUCACUAAAUUUUAUCGCUGAAAAAAUGUAUGUCGAAACGAGAAAUUCAUCACUUCUCAGCCGUGAUGUGACAAACAUAGAAAAAUUCGAGAAAUUUAGUCACUUCGAAAUAAAAAAUUUGUCGCUUGAUGCAGGCUCCGAAGCAAAGUUUCCCGAUUGAGUUUUCACAAUUCCCGCUAUCAGUUUAUACUGGUAUCGUAUGAAAUCCUUGUCUUGAUAAGAGACUGAUAUUUUAUGGUCGAACUUGUGACCUUCUAAAUGCUAGCUUUUAGAAUCAUAUUUUCACUGGCUCGCAUCACACACGUUCAUGUACAACAUACGUCAUUACAUGCGUGAGCAAAAAUUUUAUAAAAAUACAAAAAUCCUUAAGCACGACUAUACAGAUGUCUUCACACGACCAUACAGGCGUCUUCACACGACCAUGCAGACGUCUUCACACGACCAUACAGACGUCUUCACACGACUAUACAGACACCUUC
Molecule: messenger RNA, 1414 nt
Organism: Hyalella azteca
Lineage: Eukaryota; Metazoa; Arthropoda; Malacostraca; Amphipoda; Hyalellidae
Product: neural cell adhesion molecule L1.1
Exons: 5
Coding region: 51-545 (164 amino acids)
Molecular function (GO): protein binding
Source: RefSeq, a predicted model, not a curated record